UAAAGGGAGAGGACAGGGAGAGGGAGGAGGGGGGAUAGAGGAGGGAGAGAGAGGAGAGAGGGAGGGAGGAAGAAUAGAUAGAGAAGGAGGGUGGAUAGGGAAGGGGAGAGAGAGAAGGAGGGAGAUGGAGAGGAAGGGAUAAAGGGUGAGAUAGAGAGAGGGAAAGAAAGAGAUAGAGAGAUAUAGAGAGAAAGGGGAUAGAGAUAUAGAGGGAGAUACACAAAUAUAAAGGAUAGAGAGAACAAGAGAGGUAGAGGGGGAGAUAAGUGAGGAUAGAAAGUGGAAUAGAGUGAGAUAUAAAGGGACAGAGAGAGAGGGAUAAAAUAGAUAGAGAGAAUAGAGGGGGGAUAAACAUAUCGAGAGAAAGAGACAGAGAGGGGCAUAGGGAGGGAGAAGAGCAACGGAGGGAGAAUAGGGAAGGGAUAGAGUGAAAGGUUUGAGGUCAAAGCAGGAUAGAGAGGUGGGGAAUUAAAAACCAAGGGACGAAGCAAAGUAAUUGAAGUCGGGAUAGACAUAGAAAAAGUAGUGCUUGAGGGGUACAAAGAUGACAAGAUCGAAGGGAAUGAAUUAAAGGGGGCAAUAGGUAUAGAGGGAGAGAGAAAGGGGGAAAGGCAGAAGUGAGGUCAGUAGAUAGGAGUGAAGGACAGCGAUAAAGGAGGGAAUAGAGAGACGGGCAUACAGUGGCUGACAGACACGUGAAGAGGGAGACUGAGGCAGGGAUAGUAUAAAAGAAUAUAACUAACAAUAGCAUAUUGUGGUGCUAGAGGGCUAGAGGAGGACAGACAUAGAGUGACGUCCCUGAGAGAGGGCAAAACCUGAAAAACUGUGAGCACAGAAACCAGGAGGUUUGAGUCCGAACAGGUGAGAGUCACCUGGAGGGAAGCCUGAGCCAGCAGCACCAUGUCAGUGACCGAGUCUGAGGAGCUGGAAGAAGAACAGGGCCCUUAUUUAGGGGAAUAUGAAGGCGAGCGGAAUGCAGAAAACGAGAGGCAUGGACAAGGUAAAGCGGUGCUGCCCAAUGGGGACACAUAUGAAGGAUCCUAUGAGCAUGGCAAACGUCAUGGGAUGGGAACAUAUAGAUUUAAGAAUGGAGCACGUUAUGUGGGAGAGUACUUGCAGAACAAAAAGCAUGGCCAGGGAGUCUUCUAUUAUCCAGAUGGGUCUAAGUAUGAAGGGAGUUGGGCAAACGAUCAACGGCAUGGAGAGGGAAUUUACUUCUAUCCAAACGGUGAUACAUACAGUGGAGAAUGGCUUGCUCACCAAAGGCAUGGUCAGGGAACCUACAUGUAUGCGCUGACAGGAUCUAAAUACGUGGGAAACUGGGUUCAUGGAAAACAAGUAGAGGCUGGGGAGCUCAUUCACCUCAAUCACCGAUACCAGGGCAAUUUUCUCAAUAAUAAUCCUACCAGUCGAGGGAAAUACAUCUUUGACUUUGGAUGUGAGCAGCAUGGUGAAUAUCUUCAGAUAGAACAGGACAAGACUGAAGAAGAAAUAGAGGAGGAAGAAUCUGUAACUAUGACUGUCCUGAAGUGGAAAGCAGAGAAGAUCUCAGGAUUGACUUUGUAUUCACCAACAUUUGAGACUAAACUCACAAAAGAAGCUGAAGAGAAAGCUGCCGAAGAGGCAAAGGCAGCUGUGACAGAUGUGCCUGAUUCCGAGACUCCUGUGACAGACGCUGUUGAGAUGGAGGUCCCAGCAACAGAUGCCCCUGAGGCAGAGGCCCCUGCGACAGAGGCUGCCGAGGCAGUUGCACCAGCAGCAGAUGCCGAGGGGGCAGAAGCACCACCGACAGAUCCUCUUGGGACGGAGGUUCCGAUUCCGGCAACUGAUCCCUCUGAGACGGACGAUCCUGGGGAGAAGGCCAAAGAUGCAGAAGAUGCAGACACGCCUGAGGUAAUUCCUGAGGAUGACACCGCAGUAUUGGAGGAAGGUGCUGAGGGAACUGCAGAAGCUGGACCUGAGGGAGACUGAAGUGUGAGACCAUGUAGAAGAAACCAAAGACUGUACAGAGUUUUAUGGAGAAGAAGAUUAGGCCAGGAAUAUCAUUCACGCACAGGCUGGAAAUAUUGAACAAUUUACAAAAAUAUGUAGAAACGGGUGCAGUGACAGACUUUACUGAUUGUCACUGGAGGGUGUUUUAACAAGUGUAGGAGGGUGUGCUGUAGUGUGAAUCAACAUUCUGUAUAAAAUAAUUUCUUCAAAAAUAAAUGUUGGUUGUAAAGGUUUAGAAAUUUUUCAUGGUUGUUGCAAAGAAUGCUCCCCAGCAAAACCAGCUGGAGCUGGUAGUUACAGGAGUCCAUUCCAGAACUUGGCAUUUGAAUCAACCAUUUCACCACUCCUUGAAGGGACAUUAAACAUGGUGAUUGGCUUAUUAUUGUCACAUGUACCAAGAUAAAGUGAAAAGUUUCUGUUUGCGUGCCAUCCAGACAGAUUGUUCCAUAUAUAAGUACCUCGAGGUAGUACAAAAGGAAAACAGAAUGCAGAAUAUAGUGUUACAGAGAAAGUGCAGUGCAGGUAGACAAAUAAAGUGCAAGGGCCAAGACGAGAUAGAUUGAGAGAUCAAAAGUUCAUCUUUAUCAUAUAAGAGGUACAUUCAAGAUUCUUGUAACAGCGGUAUAGAAGCUGUCCUUGAGCCUGGUGGUAUGUGCCUGAAAUAUCAGAGAAUGACCCAGGUCAGCACAGGAAUCUAUCACUUUGCCUGAGAAGCAUUAAAUGAAAAAUUGCUCAGUCUGAUAUGCUAGUUUAUCCUUUCUCAACAUAGAGCCAAUCACCUUUGAGCUCACAUCCAGCCAAGACACAGGGAAUAGAAGUGCCUUCUGCCUAAUCUGCCUCUCUGAACUGUCCAUCGGUCCCACUCACGGUCCCUCUCUCAGCACUCCAACCCCUGACUCUCCCCAUAGCCCAGCCAAUUUCUCCUUUUUAAGGACUUAUCCAAUACCCAAAGAAAGUUGCUAUUGGAAUUUGCUUGCACCAUCCUUUCAGGCUUCAUGAACCAGAUCUCCCUGUCUAAAAUGUCCAUUCUCUUCUCCCCAGUGUUUUUUUUUAACCAUUUGUUGUAACUUCGUGUUCCCUGGUUACUGAUCCUCCUACCACUGGAAACAGUCUCCCAAUAUUUACCAUCACAAACUCAUUCAUAUUUUUGAAGAUCUGUAAGAUAUUUAUUUAUUUGUCACAUGUACAUCGAAACACACAGUGAAAUGUGUCUUUUUGCGUUACUGAGAAUGUGCUGGGGGCAGCCCACAAGCAUUGCCACUCUUCUGACACCGACAUAGCAUGCCUACAGCUCCCAAACUAUACGUCUUUGGAAUGUGGGAGGAAACUGGAGCAGCCGGAGGAAACACACGCAGACACGGGGAGAACGUACAAACUCCUUGCAGACAGCGGCGGAAUUGAUCCCCGGUCGCUGGCGCUGUAAUAGCGUUACGCUAACUGCUACACUACCGUGCCCUAAAUGAAGCAGGAAAAGUCAAUAAGAUUGUUAAAAAGAUAUAAGGUGUAUUUAAAAAGGCAAAAAAGAUGCUAUCCUUUAUUAGAGAUAAUGGGAGGUGAUGUCAAAAAUGUACAGUUAGGUCACGACUUCAGUGAGAAAGUAUUGGAUAUGCCAGAGUUAUUUCCUUCGGAACAGAUGAGGCUAAGAAGAGAUUAAACUGAGGUGUAUAAACUAUAGGAGUAGACAGAGUAAAUAGAAAGUACGUAUUUCCUUAGCAGAGGAUCCAAGCACCAGGGGGCAUAGUUUUAGAACAAGAGAAUUGAAGGAAAAAGUCUUCUACCAGGUAGUGGCUGGGGAUUGGAAUUCACUGUCUGAAAGGGUGGAAGAAACAGGAAACCUUGUCACAUUUAAAGGAUACUUGGAGAUGUAUUUGAAGAGCUGUGACAUGCAAGGCUGCAGACCAAGUGCUGGGCAGUGGGAUUCGGCUGGGUGGCUCUCUUUUAACCACAGGUUCAAUGGGCUGUACUGUAUGUAAGUAAAUUUUCUAUGAUUCAAUCUCCCUUUAACACAAAAGCAAAAUAUUGCUAUGCCUAGAAAUGUGAAUUAAAUAUAGGAAGAUCCUGAAAGCAGCAGGAGAUAAGGGAGAAUCUAUGGAAGGGGUAUAGCA
Messenger RNA from Pristis pectinata (smalltooth sawfish), 4097 nucleotides. It is a transcript of the gene rsph1, whose product is annotated as radial spoke head component 1. The record is from RefSeq and is a predicted model, not a curated record. Bases 901 to 1971 code for a protein of 356 amino acids. Gene Ontology annotation, cellular component: motile cilium; nucleus. NCBI's taxonomy places the organism in Eukaryota, Metazoa, Chordata, Chondrichthyes, Rhinopristiformes, Pristidae. The transcript is spliced from 8 exons. Gene Ontology annotation, biological process: spermatid development; axoneme assembly.